CUCGCCGCCGGCGCCCUGUGGCCCUGAGUCCCAUUCCUACCUUCAUUUGGCAUCCACUUUCGUUAGCAGCAGCCGCUUUCCAACACCGCAAUACCCGCCUCGAUGGAGCCGCAUGCCAAUGGUACGCUGGCGCUGGCACAGGAUGUCCAGCAGCAGAAUGGAGUCAAGUUUGACGUCACGCCUGCCUCGCCGCCUGCUGGCCCACGGCGGACCGAUACCAUCGAGAGCCAAUAUUUCGUUGAGGCCCCAGAGACCGCCGACGAGCAGAUUGCGCAGGCGCAGCUGCAGCAGGAGCGACGGCAGCAGUUGCAUAGGAACCGCCCCUCUGCGGCCACCAUAUCCACUAUGGCCUCCGUACCACCGCCAGGCUCCAUCUUGACCGGCAAGCAGGAGCACUACCUCAAGCGUGAACUUAUUUCCAAUCAGACUCAAUGGGAGAUUAAGGAACUUUCACAUCCAACUGCACUACAACGCUUUGGAGCGCCCUUCCGAUCAGACGCUGGCGAAGUUGCACCUCAAGACUCCGAAUUGCCAUUGCUACGCUAUAUCUUCGUACACCAUGUACGAAAUUUCCCCUUCCUCAACCAGGCGAAAGAGAAAGAGUUUUGGCAGGACAAGUUGCAAGCUUUUCUCGAGAGCUUUGCAAACAAGCGCAUAUCCUCUGCCGAAGAUCGGCUAGAGCAGACGAAGAGGGCGAAACUGGCGCUCAAGGCGACCAAAUUGGUGGAGCUGAUGAUGGUGUCAGGAAUACCCACCGCUUCUGGCUACGAGGAGAGGAUUCGUUUUGCAGAGAUGGAGGUGGUCGAGCGUGGGGCCAACGAGGAAGGCCUAGUGGUCAAUGUGCCAGAGGGCCAUGAGAUCAACGGAUGGGAUGUGAAUGUUGCUGGAGUUCGACUUGUCAGCAUCAAGAGGCACGUCCGCUACCACAAGCACGCCGAGUUUAUUCUUCGCGUGAAGCACAAGGAUGAAAAGGAGAUAUUUGUCGCAAGAAGAUUUGGUGACUUUGCUAAGAUGCACAAGAACUUGCGUUUGGAACUUCCAGGCAAGGUGCUACCUCCGCUUCCUCGCAAGAACAAGGCUCAAUCCAUCUACAGUGGCCGUGACGAUGCCGACGCAGAUAGUAUCUCAUCCUUCUCAACCCAGGAAACCCCACCAAUCGCAUCGACACCUGAAAAUGCGCCGGAAAGUGGGCCAGGAGGCUUCCGCUCCUACCUUUCUAGCUGGACUGGUGGUAGUGGGCACAGCAGAAAUGCUUCAAGGACUUCGCUACAACAGUCAUCCUCGCCGCGCGCAUCUAUGGAAGUCAACAGAGGCGCCUCCAUUGCGUCGACUCCGGCCCGAGAAGUGACGCCAGAUACGGUGCUUCAUCGAGAAGAGCAGCGUGUAUCGUUGCGUGCAUUCCUCCGCAACUUCCUGCAGACUGAACCAAUUGCCAAUUCGAGAGCUAUGAGCGACUUUCUGACCAAGAAUCCAAUCCAGCCGAGUGUAGAAGAGUUGCAAGAUAUCGAGAGAAGAAAAGCAAUGGAUGAGAAGCGUCUCGAAGAGCAGCGUCAAUUCUUUGAGAUUGCGAGAGAACGUGCACGGGAAUUGGACAUCCACAUGGAGAAGUUCAGGCGCAGCGUCGUGGAGAGUAAUGGUCUCCGAAACCUCUUUGCCGAGAUCAAGAGAAAGGACAAAAUCGCAGAUCUCGAUCCCGAGUUUAGGAAGUUCGCAGAAUGGCUCCGCAUAGAAGUGGCGGCGACAUUAUACCACCUCUUUCUGGCCGAGGACAAUUCGCCCGAAUUGUUUGCACAGGCGAAACGGAUUCAUAGUCUGGUUCCUUAUUCCGCCCUGAAGCAGGUGAUUCGCUUCACCAACCCGGCAGCGGUCAUGGCCAGCGUCCUCGAUAUUUUCAUGGCACAACCGCUCGGCGCCAAGUCCUUGCUGCAGCGUAUAUUCGCCAUGGCAUUGGGCGACGGAAUUAGGAGCCUGCAGAGAUCGAUAGAAGCGCUCACAGCUAAAAUCGAUGAGCCGACGCUGACAGACAAGAUCAAGAACUAUAUUGAGUCAUUCGAAGAAGUCAAGAACAACGUCCGAGAAGAAGCCAGAGAUGAGCAAGUCGAUCUCCUCGUCAAAGUGUUACAGAGCGAAGAAAUCGAGCCUCAGCUAUCUUCCGAGCAGAUUGGACGCAUCUUCAACGCCUACGUGGCAUGGAAUAAUGCCGUGGAGAAUGUCGAUGAGGAAAUGAGGCAGGGUGCAGAGCUGUUCGCUAGGCUGAAGCAACUGCUCAAGCUCCACACGCGUCAGAGAGACAAGAAGAUGAUGUUGGAGAUGGUGGAGGAGCCCAACACCCUGCGCCUCUUCCGCGAUCUCUUCACAAUCUUCUACGAACCGCUUGUGCGAGUCUACAAAUCUGCAAAUGUCUAUAACAGCGUCACGGACUUUGCUCGCUUCGCCGAUGAUGCCAUUCAAACCAUUGAAAAGGCUCAGCGCCAGGAUGUUUCUGCCGACCCGAACCAGACUGUACAGAACUUCAUCGACCUCUGCGAGCGACAUGAAGAUGACUUGUACAAGUUCAUACACGAAGUGCAUCUGCAUGACAAUGGCCUGUUCGAUAAACUUAUGACAUGGAUCGAGGGAAUCCUGGAUUUCUUGCGAAACGGUCCCAAAGGCGGAAAGCUUGACAUGAACGCACUCUUUGCGGGCGCUCUAGAAUCGAAGCAGAUCGACAAGACCAUCGCGCUGAAAGAGAUUAAUAGUCUCAUCAAAUGGCAGACGGCGCGAAAGCGAUGGCACUCUGACAAGACACGGCAGAAAAUGGCAUCCGGCGGUCAGGCUGACGCAAGUAGCAUGGGCGGUUUAGCGAACACUUUUAAAUCCAGCGACUUUGGCAUUAACCCACAAGACCUGGCUGACAUGGACAUGAAUGACGAAUUUGAGGAUGAAGAGAUUGAUUCGGACGAGGAAGACGAGGCCGAUCCGAUAGAAGCGGAGCGCAGGCGAAGAAGCAGACGACAAGACAUGUUGAAGAGGACGGCGGGCGAGCCGAUCAAGCCUAAAAUCACGGAGCUCCAUAAGAUGAUGGACCCAUUCUUGAGCAUGCUCAGAAAUGUGCUGGCGUGCUGAAUAGAGAUCAGAUAUACCCGAAUUGCGAUGGAUGCUUGCUUGCUUGCUUGCUUGCCUGGGACUAAUAGACUUGCAUAUUCAGGUCCGAGGGCUGGUGGUGGUUCGAUGCAUUCAUUUUUUUUUCUUUCUUUUUGGAGAUGAUACACCUUCAUGCGAUGAUUGUAAUCUGUAAAAUGUGAUAGGAAUGCAUAGGAAGAGUUUUUUUUGAGGUAUGUAGAAGAAGACCUCAGCUUAUG
Pseudocercospora fijiensis CIRAD86 is the source of this 3341-nucleotide messenger RNA. RefSeq lists its product as uncharacterized. The transcript has a single exon. The coding region runs from base 103 to 3105 and encodes 1000 amino acids. The record is from RefSeq and is a predicted model, not a curated record. Gene Ontology annotation, molecular function: phosphatidylinositol binding. Lineage: Eukaryota; Fungi; Ascomycota; Dothideomycetes; Mycosphaerellales; Mycosphaerellaceae.